AAACAACAACAAAAAACGGUUGUGCGUUAAAAUGUAAAAUCAGCCGCUUAUAAAAAGUCGUGGCCUAAUGGUUAGAGAGUUGGACUUGUAACCCAAAAGUCGUGGGUUCGAGUCUCAGGUCCAACAGGGAUUGUAGGUGGGGGAGUGAAUGUCCAGCGCUCUCUCCACCCUCAAUACCACGACUGAGGUGCCCUUGUGCAAUGCACCGAACCCCCAACUGCUCCCCAGGUGCCGCAAAAUAAAAAAUGGCUGCCCACUGCUCCGGGUGUGUGUUCACAGUCACGUCACACUUCUUCAUACAGAAUAACAUUUCUAAUAAUUCUCCACUGAAUCAUGUGAUCUGUUGAGCACUGUCCAUUUACUUCCACAUGUGCGAGUGUUAGUCAGAGCGCGUUCACUCUCUAGAUCUUCUCAAUUAAAAUCGAGUGAAAUGUUUUCUACACAUGAAAUAUGAAAGCAAAUAGACAUGAUUAUGAUGAUAUAUUUUCUGUAUGUGAUUUGUAUGCAGCUCAUGGUAUUUUUAUAGCAAUAAAGGAUGUUUAUGACAAAUAUUAGCUGUGUAGUGUUAUUAAACGUACAAAGAGUGCAUAUGUCUGCUUAUUAUAGAAUCAAAAUCAUCUAUAGAUCACAAUUGGAACAGUCGAUGAUGGUUUAAAGUGGGCCUGAUGAAAGUGAAAGAAGAACAAGAUCUGAAUGAAGUAGAGGAGAAGCAUCAGGAUCAGAAAGAUCAUGAUUCCACCACUGGAGAAAAAUCAGUGAGUUGCUCCAAAACUGAAAACCGUUGCUCACAAAGCAACAUUCAAAUAACAGAAGUCAAAAGGCCUUUCAGCUGCUCUCAGUGUGGAAACUCAUUCACGCGUAAAAAAUACCUUAAGGAUCACAUGAGAAUUCAUACUAGAAUAAAGACUUUCACCUGCUCUGAGUGUGGAAACACUUUCAGCCAUAGAGGAAGCCUUUGGAAUCACAUGCAAAUUCAUACUGGAAUGAAACCUUUCACCUGCUCUGAGUGUGGGAAGAGUUUCAAACAGAAAAGAAACCUUGACGAACACAUGAUGAAUGUUCACACUGGAAAAAGGCCUUUCACCUGCUCCGAGUGUGGAAAUACUUUCAAACGCAAAGGAAGCCUUAACAAUCACAUGUUAAAUCAUACGGGGAAAAAGCCUUUCACCUGCCCUCAGUGUGGAAACACGUUCAGCCAUAAUGGAAGCCUUUGGAAUCACAUGAAAAUACAUACUCGAAUAAAGUCUUUCAGCUGCUCCCAGUGUGGAAAGAGUUUCACACAGAAAAUAAAUCUUAAUGAGCAUAUGCUAAUUCACACUUCAGAAAAGAAAUUCACCUGUCCUCAGUGUGGAAAGACUUUUACUUGUAAAGGAAGCCUGAAGACUCACAUGUUAAUUCAUGCUGGAAUAAAGCCUUUUACCUGCUCUCAGUGUGGGAAGAGUUUUAGAUAUAAAGGAUGCCUUAGGGAUCAUUUGGUAACUCACACUUCAGAAAAGCAUUUCACCUGCUCCCAGUGUGGAAAGUCUUUGUCACGUAGAGGAAGCCUGAAGAAUCACAUGUUAAUUCAUACUGGAAUAAAGCCUUUCGUCUGCUCUCAGUGUGGAAAGAGUUUUACACGGAAAAUACAACUCAAUGAGCAUGUUCAUAUUCACAGCUCAGAAAAGCCUUUCAGCUGCUCUCAGUGUGGAAAGACAUUGUCACGUAAAGAAACCCUUAAGAAUCACAUGUUAAUUCAUGCUGGAAUAAAGCCUUUCACCUGCUCCCAAUGUGGAAAGAGUUUCACACAAAAAAAACAACUUAAUGUGCAUGUGCGUAUUCACACUUCAGAAAAGUCUUCAGAAAAUACUUUCACAUGUAAAAGAAGCCUUGAGAUAGAGUUGGACUGAUAGACGAUGCCAUCGUUCAUUGCUGAUGGCUGACAGACUUCAUGAUGUUGAGCUGGCAUCGUGAUUCCUCUCCCCACCCCAUCUCCCGCAAUCUGCUGCAUCCCAAUACUGUGUUCAGGAAGGAAGUGGCGUGUCCUAUGGAACACCUAAAGAGAAUAAAUACGAGAUGGGAGGAAAAAAAAAUAUAUAUAUAUAUUAUUUCUCUCGCAAUUAUAUCAUUGGGUAAUUAUACUAUAUAUAAAUUGUGAGCAUCAGGGAGCCGUGAAAUAGUUUUUGAAUGUGUGCUUGCUUUUUACUUUCAAUUUCAAGAUUUGCGCUCACACAUGCUCAGUGUUUACUACAGAGCGGCAGUAUUUACCACACCUUUUACAAGAUUAGAUGUUUGUCAGAGAUGCUCGGGAUCUUCAAAUCAUUCACCUUCAUCCUCAGUCAUCUCUCAUUACUCUGUUUAGGUGGUAAGUGAAAUCAUAUGCACUGUAAUGUAACAGGCUACCUACCGCUAGCAAGCAGCUAACCAAGUCCCUUUAGUGGCUCCGUAGAACAUGUUUGGUAACAAUUUAUUUUAAGGUGUCCAUAAUACAGAGUAAUUACAUAGUUAAGUACUUGGUGGUAGCCAUUGUACUUGCAUGAAACAAAAUGUACUUACCAUGUAACUAAUUUAUGGAACAACCUGUACCUAUAGUUUGUAAUUAUGUACAUGUAAUAGGCAGCUACUGUUACGCAUAUGUAACAGACCGAGUCUGUUACACAGCUACUUAUGUAACCAAAAGAUUAUGUUGCAGACAUUAUACAAUGUAAUUAUAAAUGUAAGUACACAGACAUAAGCUACUUAAAAUAAAGUGUAUCAGGACUGUACUUAAUUGUACUUCGUGUAUCUAUAUUGUACACCUUAUCUAUCUGCACCUUGCAGGGCUUAAAGUUCUCCGGCACCAUGCCGGAUCUCCGGCGUGCAGCGUUUGGCUGCGAAAAAAAAAAACAUGUUGAUAUCACUGUCGACAGUGUCGAGUCCAUGAGUUUGCCUACCAAUGGUAUGAGAGGAGCACAGCUUUCACUCAACCAAACUAACAUUACUAGCCAGUAGCCAAUCAGAAUUUUUUGCUCUUAUAAACAUGAGACGCAAAAAACAAAAAAAACAACACGAGACGAGCCUAAUAGUAGGCAGAGUCGCAGUUCUGAUGAAUGGAGAAGUGCGACAAAAAGCUGUGAGGCGCGAUGGUCAAAGUCCAUCUAGCGCAUAUUUACAUGGAAAAACUAAUUAAAAAGCAGCGGAGCUUUGGAAACAGCUCAGAGUAAUCAUGUCAUCUCCAUAAGAACGAUAUGAUUGCCAGAACAAAUUUACCGAGCUUUUUGAAAAGGUCCUGUUCACAUGAUCUCUUAAUGGUAAAUUUUCCGGUAAUUUACGAGUAAGUUAAAGACUGUAUGUGUGAAAAGGGCUAAACUCUUCCUCUAUAUGCUGUGAGAAUUGCUUAAAGUUCAUCUGGGAAAACAAUGUGCAUUAUCUCACUAUAGAUUUGUAACGUAAAUCAUUUAUAAACCUUUGCCAACACAGGAGAAUACGUCAGCCUAUGUCUAAAUGCCAUGUUGUACAUCGCAAUUUCAAAAUAAGUUUCUGCAUGUGGCCAAAUAUUAAAAUUUAUUGGAUUAAAACAUUGUUUAAUCAUGGUGGCCGUUGGCGCCCUCUGCAGGUAUUUGGUUAUAAUUUACUUAAGUUGGUUAUGUUCAUAUGUAUAGGCAUAUUACAUUAUGUAGCCUAUUUUAACGGUGUUGUUCAAUAAAACCAUGUAAUUACUUGGUUUUGAUAUCUUAUUUGAGCCAAUUAUUAUUGCCUCAUCGUUAGUUUAUAUAUAAAUAAUCAUACUACAGCCUGGUUUUCACUUAGGUCUGUUUGUGUUAAUAAAAAUAUCAGAUUACUCGAUUGUCAAAAUAAUCAAUAGAUUACUUGAUUACCAAAAUAAUCAUUAGUUACAGCCAUAGAUUAGUUAAAAUAUUUCAAAAUAAAACUGUAUUUUUACUUUUUGUAAUUAAAAGACAUAUUUUGUCAUUGAAAAUUUCUUAAAAAUAGCAUUCAAAUGGUCUCAUUCUAGUGAACCAAUUAUCUGUAUUUUGUCUCAUCUCGUGAUCUAAAUAUAUUGUCACACCCCUAGUGUUGAUAAGCGGUGAUAUAGCUCAUAAUUUUCCAAGUGUAUGAUAUAGCUUUCAUUCUUCAGGUCAACUACGAAAAAAAAAAAAUCAGUUUCAAUAAGGCAAGCAAUAACUUUGCCAUAGUAUCCUUUCAAAUGUUUAAGUUGCAACAGUCAUUGCAUGCUUUGCAUGUGCUGCCCCCUCCCCCCGCCCCCGGGAAAAAGUUCAGGCUCAGGAUUUUUUUUUUGCUUUAACCCCUGACCUUGGUUUGAUUUUAUCCACCAGUACACAACUAAAAUACAUGUAAUACCUUUCUAAUUACAUAUUACACAAACAUAAGCUACUUAAAAUAAAGUGUAUCAAGAUUGUACUUAAGUGUACUAGUAGCUGCAUAACAGACUCAGCCUGUUACAUACGUGUAACAGUAGCUGCCUAUUACAGCUACAUAAUUACAAACUGUAAUUACAGGCUGUUCCAUAACUUAGUUACAUGGUAAGUACAUUUUCACAACCAUGUUCACAUAUCGCUUCCUUUUUGUAUGAUUAAGCUUUAGUUGGCAUCUGCAGAUGGCACGCCGGAUUGUGUUUACCGACAGUGGUUUCUGGAAGUAUUCCUGGGCCCAUUUAGUAAUGUCAAUGACAGAAUCAUGUCGAUGAGUGAUGCAGUGUCAUCUGAAGACCACGGGCACCCAACAAAGGUCUUCGGCCUUGUCCCUUACGCACAGAAAUUUCUCCAAUUUCUCUGAAUCUUUUGAUGAUGUUAUGCACUGUAGAUGAUUAGAUUUGCAAAGCCUUUGCAAUUUGACGUUGAGGAACGUUGUUAUUAAAGUAUUCCACAAUCUUUUUACGCACUCUUUCACAGAUUGGAGAGUCUCUGCCCAUCUUUACUUCUGAGACACUCUGCCUCUCUAAGACAUCCUUUUUACAGUUAAUCAUGUUACAGACCUGAUGUCAAUUAACUUAAUUAGUUGCUAGAUGUUCUCCCAGCUGAAUCUUUUCAAUAUUUCUUGCUUUCUCAGCCCUUUGGUUCCCCCGUCCCAACUUUUUUGAGACCUGUAGCAGGCAUCAAAUUUGAAAUGGGAUCAUUUAGUGGAUAAAAAUGUAAAAUUUAUCCGUUUAAACAUUUGUUAUGUUCUCUAUGUUCUAUUGUGAAUAAAAUAUUGGCUCAUGUGAUUUGAAAGUCUUUUAGUUUUCAUUUUAUUGAAAUUUAAAAAAUGUCCCAACAUUUCCGGAAUUUGGGUUGUAUUUGAAAUACAAAAUACUAUCGUGUAAAAGUAUCUUUUGAAAAAAAUCUAAUGUAUUUUGUAUUUAAGUAUAUUUAAUCAUAAUAUUUUUGUAUUUUCAAAAUACAUAAAAUACUUUUUGCCAAUCAUCCUCUUUAUUAGACUGCUUAUUUCCUGUAUCAACUAGUUCAAACCUCAAACACGCCACUUUCAUGCAUGUGAGCUGCAGCUGUAUGACUCCAUUUAUAAUUGGGUAAUUACAUUUUCUGGAUUCUUGUAAGGAAAUAAGGAAUACUACUGCCUUUGUGUGCCAUCAAAAUUUCCUACUUCCAAUUUCAGAAGUCCUGAUUACAAGCAUGUCACAUUCCAGUGCUUUGCUGUUGGAUAGAAUAGGAAUCGUGGAGGAUGCCAGAUUUCCUGGAAAAAUCUUAUUUAAGCCAAAAUCGUAGAUAUUUAAGAUAUUUAAUUUUGAAUGAAAUGUAGCAUCCCAUUUGUUGACAACUAUAUCAUCAUUCACAGUGCUUAUAGUUAGGUUGUUGAUGAUUCUGGAUUUACAGUCAAAUACAUGCUGUUUUGCUGUGUAUAAACCAUACAGAAUGCUUGAAAUGGUUAUUGCACUACUAUGUGCAUGACUUCAACGUUAAAACAAGGUGAUCUUGCUUUUUUGGGAAACAAGCAUACCUGGCUAUCCCAGCAGGUAAAAAAAGAGCACUAGCAAGGGGAACAUAGC
Molecule: messenger RNA, 5959 nt
Organism: Onychostoma macrolepis
Lineage: Eukaryota; Metazoa; Chordata; Actinopteri; Cypriniformes; Cyprinidae
Product: gastrula zinc finger protein XlCGF26.1-like
Exons: 2
Coding region: 666-1886 (406 amino acids)
Biological process (GO): regulation of transcription by RNA polymerase II
Cellular component (GO): nucleus
Molecular function (GO): RNA polymerase II transcription regulatory region sequence-specific DNA binding; DNA-binding transcription factor activity, RNA polymerase II-specific
Source: RefSeq, a predicted model, not a curated record